Messenger RNA from Dimorphilus gyrociliatus, 4186 nucleotides. Lineage: Eukaryota; Metazoa; Annelida; Polychaeta; Dinophilidae. The record is from the annotation of a GenBank genome assembly.
UAAGUUAGUAAAUGUUUGUGUAUUAACGAAUAUACAGUGUUUUUACUCGAGGCUGAAUAGAAAUUACUUUUACAUUUCAGGACCAAUGACUUAUCACUCCGGGAAAUUUGUUGAUCUUGAUCCUAUGUGCCAAAACAGUGAAUUCUUUGAUUUAGAAGUUCAAAUUGGCCAUAGCAUUAGAGGAAAAAUGGAAGUGGCAGUUAUUCAAGAUUUAUGGCCACGUAUUCCCGAACUUUUUAGAGCACCUAGAUUUAGUUCAUACAUAAAAAGUGCACUAUAUUCUCUGUCUUGGAUGAAAGAAGUUGACGAGAACUCUAAAAUUGUAAAACAGUUAAAGGAGCGAACAAUCGAUUUUUGGGGUAAAAAAGAAGGUAAGCUGUCAAUCAAAUUCACAAUGGAUAGAUAUGUACGAGACAGAACAAAGCAUAAUUUUACGUACGGGGAAAUCAGUGGAACAAUAGGACCAUCACAUUCUUUGGAAUCCCGUCAAUUUCAUCGAUUUACAAGAGUUCUAAAAGGACUUGGCUGUAAUCCUAGACAAGGUGGUAACAUCCGAUACGAAGAAAAUUUUUGUACCGCCUUUUUUCAUGUUAAUUAUGAAAAGAGUUCUGUACUCGUCGAUUUUAGCAACUCUUUUCGAAAGCGCCCAAAUGGAGAUCUUCAUGACGGUAUUUUGAAAAACUUACACGUAAUUGUUCCAACAGAUGUUAUAAAUGAUACAAAUUUUAGUAAAUGCCCAAACGAUUUUACUGAUUUAGGAUCAGUUUUAUACAAAAACAAGAUGUUUCUUUAUAACAUGAACAGUAUUCAAGAGUUUCCACCGAACGGAUUAGAAAUGACAAUUUAUCAUCAGAAAGCAGUUGAACGACUACGCAGUAUACCUUUAUUAGUGGCUCAACUGGAAGGCAAAAAUUGUAUGAAUAUUGUUCUACGUGAAAAUUCUGAUGGAGUGAUCGUUCACAGUCUUACUCACAAUGUUUUGAGAAUGGAUCCAAAUGACACACAUAGUUUUGAAAUUUAUGCUAGUCAAUUUGGAAUGCCAAUCGACGGAUUGAAAAUUUCGAGCUUUCUCCCAUUGAACUGGAUGAAGCGGCCAAGACCUAUGUUAGAUUUUUUCUGUGAUUCAGACAAUCCUGCUAUAAAUGAUCCUGAAGAUGGCGUAACUCUACCAGAACCAACAAGGACUGAUCAAGACGGGCUUAUAUUGUUAAAUAUUAAAGCCAACAAUCCAGGUAUUAAAUUAGGGAAAUAUCGAAAGGAGUGCACCAUCGAUAGUCAAAUUUAUACCGUUUUACUCAAUUACACGUCUAAAAAUAAUACAAGCCAAUGGUGUGAUUUAAUGAUAAACUUAAAUAUUUUUUAUGACUUCCCUGAAGUGAAAGAACCCACUUGGUACGGAAAUGUACGCGAAGUUUUUACUCGUUAUGCUUACCUCUAUCCCGUCAUGAGACCUUUCAUCCAUCUUGAAGAUAUUACGAACGUAUUACAAAGACUUCGACCACUGAAAAUGGCAAUGACGCUGCCUUUAGAGCAUCAUAAUUUUAUGCCUAUAUCCAGAGAUUUAUCGAAAAAAACUACAAAUAUGAUUUUGAGGUGGCUUGAAAACCCAACGAUUGGGAACCCUCCGAAAGUAAGCUUAGAUGACAUCAAAAGGUCUAUACAAACUGCAAUUCGCUUUGAGUUAUCAACAAUCCCGUUAUACAUGACAGCUCUUUUAUCCAUUCGACCGGGAUACAAUAAAGCUGCAAAAAAAACUUUAAAACAUAUAAUGAUACAGGAAAUGGCUCAUACUACUUUGGCUGCCAAUAUUUUAAAUGGUAUAGGUGGUAAACCUAUUUUCAAUGAAGCAAGCGCAGUACCUGUUUUUCCGUCGCCACUACCUAAUAAUCCGGAUAUAGUAAUGGUUCUUGGGCCGUUGUCAAAAAGUAGAAUUGAACAUACUUUCAUGGAAAUUGAAAAACCAGCAGCAACUGUUGAAACCCGUUGCCUGAAAUACCUCUUAAAAGAAAGCAUUCAUGCUGAUGUGCUUACCUAUAAAUGCCCAAUAACAACAAAUCCAAACACAAUAUCUCAGCUAUAUAACAAUAUUCUACAUGGUAUAAUUCAGUUAGAAAAGGAAGCUGAACUAGAAAAUACUACUAUCUUUACAGGGUUAAAAUCUCGACAAGUAAAAGAUGAUGAUUGGUAUUCGGAUGUUGAUGGAAAACCAUUUGCAGUAACUAACUUAAGAACUGCUAAAAGAGCAGUAGCACAAAUUGUGGAAGAGGGAGAGGGUUCCGACGUUUGUAACCCUUUAACAACAAGUAAACAUCUUUCACACUAUUAUCUUUUUUCUCAAAUGGCCAAAGAAAGAGAUUUAAUAAUUCAUUCAAAUGAAACCUGUAUUUCUGAGGGGAAAAACCGUGACCUAUACAUGAUGGAGACUGAGUACUGUCAUAACGGCACAAAUCUGCAAACAUGCAACAUAACGUACAGUUAUAAUGGUCCUAAUCGCCCUCUAGCGGCUGACGGUAUCUGGCCCAUGAUAGAAGAUCCUCAAAUAUGGAAAUAUAAAAUCAACAGUAAAGCUCAUAGAUAUUCUUUACAGUUUGAUUCAAUGUAUACAAAGCUAUUAAAAUGUUUUCAUGAACUAUUUAAUGGGCAUACAAAUAAGAUGCGAUUUUGUAUGAGUAUGAUGUAUAGUCUCUUGGUGCAAGGAGAAAAAUUGGUUAGAACACCUAUUGAGGAAGGCAUUGAUCCGAUGAUUGGACCCAACGCAGGACCUACAUUUACGUUCAUUGAUGAAUAUUAAUAUUUAAAAUUUUAUUUGUUAUGAUUUUUUGUUUUUUAUGUUCUCUUGGUUUUCACAAGUAUUAUUCAACGUAUAUGCCAGUAGAAUAGGCCACUUUGAUAAAAGCUCCAUUUCACACUCGAGUGGGUCAGAUUGUCCAUCUUCAGGGAUAGCACAAGCAGUAAUAUCUUGUGUACAAAAUGAUUGAUACCGCGAUAAUGUUUCUUUUCUUCAUCCAACUUACAGUCAAUUCAUGUGGAAAUUUUUCUGUUACCACUAGUUAAUAGAUCCAUCUGCAACAAGUUCAAAUUUAACAGUGAUGAGCAUGCAAAUAAACUAAACACCAUUCAAAUCGCGUUGCGCUGAAACAGCUAUAGUUUGUAAAAUAUGUAUGAGUUACCCAGUCAGCGGAGAAGUUUUUUGAGCGAGUCAAUGGAAAUCUAACGUUUAUUAUUCGAGAAGAGUAGUAAGUGAGAUUAGAUACUGACUCCAUCCAUCAUUCAAGAUAAAUAUUCAGAGGAAUCGAUUGGUGUCUAUCCCGGCUCUCCACAUACUAGAGGCCCACUCGAAGUUCUUCAUUAAUAAGAAAAAUUUAUUCGCAAUUUAUCUGGACCAGUGUGAUUACAGAAGAGUCAAGAAGUCUGUAAGAGUUAAAUGGAAAUGAUUGAAAAAAUAGACAUUGCUUCAGGCAAUGCGAGUAAAAUAAUUGUUUUCGUCAUUUUAUAAGACUGUGUUUGAGUUUUUAACAUAUAAACUUGCCCCAAACAAUUGCAGGGAAGAAAUUCAUGAACUUUCGAAGAAGUAGAUAUAUGUAUAAGAUUAAACUGUUUGCUCAUAGCCUAUUGCUACUUUUAUACUAUAGAAAAAGAGAAUUUCUCGUAAAGAAAUGGAAAAUCUACUUUUCGCUUGGUUGUAACGGAGUGAGAAAAAAAUGAUAAGUUUUGUCAUAUAGAUCGAUUUUUUUGAAAAUCAAUGCAAUACUUAUGACAGACUUACAUUCUGAAAAAAGCUACUACCCUACUUGUGUGCAGUAGCGUCUACAAGAUGUCUGACCAAAAGAUUUUAUCAAUCAAUUCCUCUAAAUCACCUCAGAAGCAACAAACAAAUAAUUUUUGAUGUCUUUUGCCGCUCAUCGAUUUUGGCAUUUGCAGAAUCAAGAGCUCAAGUAAAACGCCUCAUCGAUCGCUCACAAAAGUCAUCUAAAUUAAACUCGUAAACAUUUGGUCAAACUCUUCAGCAGCUGCCUAGUCAGUGUUAGUAUGAUAACCAGUUUACACAGAAUUUUUUUACUAACACAAUACUUUUGCAUCUAUACAGAGAUAUAUUUAUUAUUCUGUAAAUUUCUUGUAUUGAUAGAAAAAAUUAUUUAAAAGGGAAGCAGCCUAUUUAUUUGCCAUAAUUACACAAUGUCCUUGU